Molecule: messenger RNA, 3990 nt
Organism: Cygnus olor (mute swan)
Lineage: Eukaryota; Metazoa; Chordata; Aves; Anseriformes; Anatidae
Gene: POLN
Product: DNA polymerase nu
Exons: 25
Coding region: 107-2641 (844 amino acids)
Biological process (GO): DNA-templated DNA replication; double-strand break repair
Molecular function (GO): DNA-directed DNA polymerase activity; DNA binding
Source: RefSeq, a predicted model, not a curated record
CUUAGAAACACGGAUUUCAGAAGGGUGCGUUUCUUUCUUCAACGCUCAUCCAUUCCCGGCCGGCUGACAAGCUGAGGUUUUCCUGGUGAAAUGUAUAAUCAUAAAAAUGGAACAUUACACAUAUAUAGGAUGUGAGAUUUCUGAAGUGCCUUUAUCUGAUGCUGCUCAGAGGAUUAUGUCAGCUUUACAGUCUGUUCCUAUAGGAACUCAGACUAGCAGAAAAAAUAACCAGAGUAUAGAGAAGACUGAGGAAAAUAAGCUAGGUGAUAAGGAUUCACAUCUGAAAAAUGAAAAGGAAAUUAAUGAUUGCACAAUUGCCUUAUUAAAAUCAUCUGCCAGCCCUGCAAGAAAUACUGCUGGUCAGAAAGUCAGGACAGUACAUACCAAUGAAAUGCUUUCUUAUCAAGCUACCAAAAUACUGAGCUAUUACCAGGAUUUAGACUUGCCUAAAUGGGGAUAUGGAGAAAAACUUCUUUCAGUAGAAGAAAAAAACCUGAAGGAUGGUGAAAAGAAUGUAGCUACUCCCCUUAAAAGAAAGCAAGAUGUACCUACAUGUCAUUUGGAGAAAAAAAGAUUACCUGUAAAGAACUAUGCUUCACAUGAAAGAAGAUAUAACUGGACUUCCAGAGAAGCAGAGUUUUCUGAAAAUUAUCCUUGUGAUAUCAGGAGUUUGGGAUAUGAAGAAAAAAGAGAACUGCUUGCAAAUAUAGAGCAGGCAGUGGCUUUUGUAACUACUAUGAUAUUUCAAGAUGGUUCUUCACAGCUCAACUCAGAGCAGGUCUUAACUUCAUCAGUAAAAGGAAUUGUUAUAUUAGUGAAGAAUCAGACAGAUCGCCUUUGUUCUCCCAGUUACUCUUCAAGUGACCGUACUUGGAAUGCUGCUGAUGGAAGUGACAAAUUAAUUUAUUUAAAAACUGAAUGGUCACCUCUUUGGGAACAAGAAGCACAGGCUCAUAAGAAAUUUGCUUGGCGAGUGUUGUUUCAAAUGCUGCGUUGCAAAGGUCCAGUUAUUUGCUUCAAUGCAAAAGAUUUUCUGAGGACAGUACUUCAAAUUUAUGGUAAUGAAAUAAACUGGAAACAAGUUGCUGAUAGCGUCGUGUUAGAUCCAAGGAUUGCAGCAUGGCUGAUAAACCCCAGCGACACAGUUCCCUCUUUUGAAUGUUUGACGCAGAAGUAUUUUGAAAAAUCCUUUUCUAUGGAAACAGAAAAUACAGAUACAGGCGCUUUGAGAAAUGCAUCGUACCAAAACUUAGGUGUAAACUUGGAGAAGCUUUAUAAAGUAAUGGCAGACCUUUCUCAUGACUUACAGGUUCAAGGUUUGUGGAAAUUAUUUUGCACAUUAGAGCUUCCACUGAUCAAAAUUCUGGCAGUGAUGGAAACACACAAAAUACAUGUGAACAAACAAGAACUGAAAAAAACAUCAGAGAUUCUCGGGUUGAGACUCAAAGAGCUUGAACAGGAAGCCCAUCAAAUUGCUGGAGAACGAUUCCUUUUGACCAGUAGUAGUCAACUCAGAGAGGUACUAUUUGAAAAGUUAAAACUGCAUACACUGUGUGAGAAAAUUCCAAGAACUGAAAGGCAACAAGUGGCAUCCACUUCAGAAGUCGUGCUGAGUAAGUUGCAAGAUCUUCAUCCUUUGCCUAAGAUAAUGUUAGAAUACCGGCAGGUUCGUAAGAUAAAAUCAACCUAUGUGGACGGACUACGAACAUGUAUGAGAAAGGGAUUUAUUUCCUCUACAUGGAAUCAGACAGGAACUGUGACUGGCAGACUUUCAUCUAAACAUCCAAACAUUCAAGGUAUCUCUAAACAUCCAGUGAGAAUUAUAAAGAAACAGUAUAUAAAAGGAAAAGAAGAGGAAAUAGUAACCAUUUCCCCAAGAGCAUUAUUUGUUUCAAAGAAAGGAUAUACGUUUUUAGCAGCAGAUUUUUCCCAUAUUGAAUUAAGAAUCCUUGCUGACUUAUCAUCUGAACCAGAGCUUCUGAAACUGUUCCAAGAACCUGAAACCACUGAUAUCUUUACCACACUGGCUUCUCAGUGGAAGGGGAUUCCAAGUGAAGAAGUGAAACAAGCUGAUAGAGAGCAAGCAAAGCGUAUAGUUUACUCAGUGGUUUAUGGAGCAGGUAAAGAACGUCUUGCUGAAUGCCUGGGAAUUACUCCUCUUCAAGCCAGUCACUUUAUAGAGAGUUUUAUGCAAAAAUACAAGAAAGUAAAUGAAUUUACAAAGAAAACCAUUGAACAGUGCCGAAAGAAAGGUUAUGUGAUUUCCAUUAUGGGGCGUAAAAGACCACUGGUUAAUAUCAAUGCGCAGGAUUAUAAGCUACGCACUCAAGCAGAGAGGCAGGCUGUCAAUUUUGUUGUUCAAGGAUCUGCAGCUGAUCUUUGUAAAAUGGCUAUGGUUGAAAUUUUUACCUCUGUUGUCACUUCUCCAACUUUAACAGCCAGGUUAAUUGCUCAGAUUCAUGAUGAGUUGUUGUUUGAAGUAGAAGAUUCUCAAAUCCAGGAAUUUUCAGCAUUGGUAAAAAGAACAAUGGAAUCCCUGCAGCAAACUACAGCCUUGGAAGUGCCACUAAAGGUUCCCUUGAAAGUGAUUCUUACCACUGGGAAAUCAUGGGGGUGUAUGACAGAAUUGCAGGAGAUGUAAAGCAGUCAUCGGGGAUGUUAUUCAGUACCCGUACACCUCAUUGGCCUAUGCUGAUUCCUCACUGAAUCACUAGGCAACAGCGCUGCUGGAUCUUUCAUAAGCACCUAAUACUCUGCAUGUGAAUUUUUUUACUUCAUUUUGUCUGUAGCCCUAGGCAACAGCAGUGAGAUAAAACUGGUUUUUACCAGUUCAUUGUGUUUCCUUUAGCCAAGGUAACCAGCAGGGAGCUGCUUUUGUUCAGAGCUAAAUUACUACAUGUAAGAAAUGAAGCAAGACAAUAUUAACCCUUUGGGAACGCGACAAAUAUAUUUGAGUUAGAUGGAUGUUUAGAUUUUAAUAUUAAAUAUUUUGUGAAGUGAUUGUGUAAAAAUACUUCUAAUCUGAUGUUAGAAAGACACUAUUUGAACUGUAUCAGCAGCUGCUCAACUGUUGUGUUCAGCUUAUUUUACACUUUGUGAGUAGACGGCAGCUGCUGGUAUACUGAAUGUCGUUUUCCACAGACUUAGAAAAGAGUUCCUUAGAAAUUGAGAGUUUUUACCUUAAUUUGUUUUUAGGAUUUUAGAGUUAAAGCAAGUAAACAAAAACUGCAUUAACUGCAUUUAAAAUAGCCAGAUUGUUGCCAAUACAAUUAAUUUUGAAAUCCAUUUGUACACUGUACCCUUAGCAUACUUUUGAGGAAGUAUUAUAGUUUUGUCUAAUCUAUUAUUUUUAUUACUGAUGUAAUGCUAAAUAUGGUUAUAUAAAUUUGAGAUUCAGACUUACAGUUUUUAGGAUUCAGGCUUCUGCUUUAAUAUUUGGAUUUAUUAUUGAUAUUUUGGUGUUCUGUAGAGUUUAUUCUCUAAAGAAGUUUGUUUUAUAAAACAUUACUGGGUGCCAAAUUCUGCCUCCAUGAUAGCUGAAGAAGAGACAAUCCUCGAAGUCUACUAAUUAUUUAGAAGUUGAAGUCAAGCACAAAACUUUUACAAGAUGUUCAGUAUCUUUCAGCAUUAGACCUCAAAUGAUCAAAGUAACAUAAUUUAAAUUUUAAAUGUGUAUAGUUAAAGAAAGUUUGCAGCAGUUUUAAUUUGUAUCCUUAAAGAAUUUUGCAUUAUGCGUAAAGGCAUUAAACUAUUAAACAACAUUUUCUUAUGUUGCAUAUUAAUCAUAUGUCAGCUGAAAUGAGUUAGUUGUUUCUAAAAAUAGAUCCUUAUAGUUAUAGAAGUAGUGGUGGUGAUGUAAGGAAAAUCAGAGCCUUCUGCAUAUUAAUUGUGGGCCAGCUCUUUGGCUGGGGGGGUCCAGCCUGCGUGGCUGUGACACUGCACCAGGUCAGGCGAGCAGCGGGGCUGAUUCCACCUUUCCAACAGAGAAGA